Molecule: messenger RNA, 3273 nt
Organism: Rana temporaria (common frog)
Lineage: Eukaryota; Metazoa; Chordata; Amphibia; Anura; Ranidae
Gene: NAALADL2
Product: N-acetylated alpha-linked acidic dipeptidase like 2
Exons: 14
Coding region: 158-2542 (794 amino acids)
Source: RefSeq, a predicted model, not a curated record
GUCAGGCAAGCCCAGGUAACUCAGGAAACAGGUUGCUAAUUAUUCACUAGCUAAAUAGGUAUACUAUUGCAGCUCUGCAGUACUCCACAAAGUCAGGAGGUCGCAACCUGCACAGUAAGUUAUUCAGCGUGGACAAGCUACCUUGCCUUUUUGAUACAUGAAAACUACAAUGGGAGAAAAGGAAUCAAAUUCUGCCAGUGUGUCUCCGCAAGGAAAGAAUUUGUCAUAUCAGAAAUUUGGAGUUGAUGCGAAGACUGUGUCAGAGCUGAAUUAUAUGGAAAGUGAUGAUAUUCCAUCAUCUACAUUAGAUCUAGAAUGGGACAUGGAAACGGAACUGGAGGAACUUGGAUCUGAGCACUUUCCACCUGACAACUAUGCUAAUCAUAAUGUGAACAGUGCAAUAAAUCAGCCACAUAUACCUACCUCCAGUCAACUGUCCACUUCACCCAAGGGCCGUUUUCAGCGCUUAGAAGAGGAACCAGAAUAUUUUUCCCAUUACGCACAUUCAAAACCAAAGACCUCAAAGCUAUUUUUUACAGUUAUAAAAGUAUUUUGCACACUUUUGUUUACAUUUAUUUUUGGAAUUUUAGUAGGAUAUUUUUCAAAAAUUAGCCCUUCCUCAAGUAACUGUUUAUUUUUGAAUGAACUUACAACUUCAAAUGAAAUCCAGGAUAUAAAUGAGAUAUUAAAUGGUAUUACUAAAGAAAACAUUGAAAAUCAUUACAGAUAUUUCACAGAGAUUUCUGUCAAUAAAACAAACUCAGACCCAGUGAAGAAAAUUGCACUUUUGUGGACUUCAAUAGGCUUAAAAGAAAUUCAGUUUGUAAAUUAUUCAGUAUUGCUUGACCUACCAAGCUCUUUUCCAAACACAAUUACUCUGAAGAAUGGUCAGUGCUAUUAUCCAAGUGGACAGGAUUGUGGUAAAGAGAGCAAAAGUGAAGAGUUUUUGUACACAUAUGCUGCCUAUUCUGCCAGUGGAAGUCUUGAGGGUGAAGUCAUUGAUGUGCAAUAUGGGACAAUAGAAGAUUUACAAAGUGUGACCAAAGCAAAACAUAUUUCAAGGAAUUCUAUUGCUUUAUUAAAGCUGGGAGUAUUACCCCUAAUAUACAAGCUUUCUUUGUUAGAAGAUAUUGGGUUUGGAGGAGUUCUUAUUUACCUUGACCCAUGUGAUCUACCAGAGGGGAUAAAUACAAAAGACAAAUCAUUUAUGGUGUCCUUGAAAUAUGACAUAAACCAAUUUAUCACAGAGUCUUCAAAAACAGAUGGCAACUCGUGGGAAAUGAAGCCAAAUGUGACAUCACUGCUGGUACAGCCUGUUACAAUUUCACUUUUGAGAAGACUGUUUUCAUUGACAGAUAGUACAGUGACGGGGAGGUGUCUUCCAAUAAAAGUGCCAAAAACAGAUUCUGUUAACCUUACACUACAUAUCCAAUCCACCCAAGCUUAUAAAAACAUAUCAAAUGCAAUUGCUUUCCUUAGAGGAUCACUACUUCCAGACAGGUACAUUAUUAUUGGUAGCUCUCACUAUACUUUGUUUGAGGAAAACAACAAAACAUGGGCAAGUGGUGCUGCUAUUAUGACCUCAAUCAUCAGCUCCAUAAUAUCAAAAAUGAAGUCUGGCUGGAGGCCACAAAGGACAAUCAUUUUCUGCUCGUGGGGAGGAGCCCCAUUUGGUAACAUUGGCUCUUACAAGUGGGGAAAGGAUUUUAAGGGAAUUCUUACCAGCAAUGCUGUGACAUACAUUGGUCUACCGAACUCCAUCAGUGGCAAUGGCAGCCUCCACUUAGUUUCAUCACCCUCUUUACAACAAUUAGCAACUGAAGUCAUCAAAAAGGUGCAAAUCGGCUGUACUGAGAAGGACAUUUGUCAGAAGUUCAACAUCAGCUCUAUACAGACACAAGGAGAUGCUGAUUUCUUCAUCAACCAACUUGGAAUCCCUACUGUUCAGUUUCUUUUUGAAGAUAGAAAGAACAAGGGCUCAAAUUUACUUUCAGAAGUGUUUUUUACUAACAAGGAAUCUUACCAAAAAGUAGAUCCUUUUUUUCUACGCCAUGAAUACAUUGGCAAGCUAACCGCACAAAUGGCCUUGAGGAUUGCCACUGAACCAGUCUUACCAUUUAAUGCUUUGGACAUAGCAUUAGAGAUUCAAAAACGCAUUGAAGGUGACACUUUAUCUACUGGAUUGAAAGACCUAUCCAACAUUUUAAGAGAAAUUACACAGCUAUUCCAGUCUAAUGAGAUGCGUCCAGCUAAUGAUCCAAAAGAGAGAGAUCCAGUCAGAGUAAGAAUGUUGAAUGAUAUUCUUCAGAAUAUAGAAAAAAACUUCCUCAUUAGUUCCUCACCACCAGGAUUCUCCAGAAACAUUUUGUACAGUCUUGAUGGAACAUCAUCUAAGUUCUCAGUACUCCAAGAAGCACAAGAGUAUUGCAAGAUUACAAAGUCAAAUGAAACACUUCUAACAACAUUGCAAGAGGUGUUGAACUGCAUUAGCUCUGCUCAGUUAUAUCUCAAAGAGAGCCUUUACCUGUUUGAGACGGAAUAAGUUGGAAAAGACUGACAAAUCCCUUUAGUCAGUUGCCACCAUAAUAUUUUGACACUAUGAUUCCAUAAAUGUGAUAUUUAAAAUAAAUAGUAACUGUAUUUUUUUUUAAUUCUCUAUGCAGUGGCAAACAAUAUAUCCCACACGGUUCUUUUGUUUUUUUUAUACAUCACUGCAUACAGCUGGCUGUCAUUUCAUACCGUGUGAUGAAAAAGUGUCCAGAUUUCAUUAAAACUCAGGCUUGUUCUCCUUCCCUGAUGACCUGAGAAACAAUUGUGUAGGUGUUAUAGUUUUAAAGUAAGCCUUACAGUCUGAAAUGACUUUUCUAUUGGUGUCUGUUCUAAGUCAUGCUUUUGAAGAGAUCUGAUAAAGCAAGGGAAAUAUAAAAAUGAUCUAGUUACUUAAAAUUAACUCAUGAUCCACUUUCUGGGUCUAAUUCUGUGUUGUAAUGCAUAUUAAUGAACUUCGACACAACACAUAUAUAUAUAUAUAUGUUUUUUUAAGGCAGUAGAAAUUCAUACUUUCACGGAAAGUUUUACUGACAUACUCUUAUGCUGUCUGUUUAUGAAGGAAUUUAUUUAAAAAAAGGUAGCAUCAGAUGCAAGAUGUUAAAUCAUUACUCUAUAUUCUUUUAUUUUUAGAUCUAGAGAAGAUCAAUAGUGAUAUUGCUAUCAAAACUUAUGCCCCGUACACACAAUCGAAAAUUCCGACAGAAAAAGUCCAAUGUGAGCUUU